AGUACAGUAGGAGCUAGGGAGGAGAUGAAAAUUUUGAAAGCAAAAGAAGGAGGAGAAGUCACGGACCUGAAGAAGAAGAAGAAGAAGAAGAAGAAGAAGAAGUAGAUUUUGUUAAUUUAUUGGAAUAGAUUAGAAAAGAAAUUGAAAGAAGAAGAAGAAGAAGAGAAGAGAGGGGGCCAACGUGGUGAAUAGUAAAGUGGUCAUGUCAAGAGGGGCCACCAUGUGAAAUUGUGAACACUGUGCAAAACGCUCGCCACUCGCCCCCACCACCAUCACUCAACUAAACACCUUCUCCCUCUCAUUCAUUCAAUUCAUUCAACAAGCCUUUUUUACGUCCCAUCAUCCAAUCUUUCUUUCGACUCUCUCUCUCUCUCUCUCUCUCCUUUCCUCUCAAAUAACACAAACACAUCAACAAUUUUAUUUAUUUAUUUAACCCUCCUCUCUUCUCUUCACUCUCUUCUCUUCCCUUUUCUUCUCUUCUCUUCCCAACACAAACUUAAAAAGAUUCUCUUCUCUCCGAUCCAUCGCCCUGCUUCUUCUGCUUCUGCUUGCUUCCUCUUCAUCAUCAUGGACGCUGCAGCAGGUGCAGCGCCAACGCCCACCGUGCCCGACGCUCCGCCGGAGGGAUCAGCAGCGCUGGUACAGGCCGAGGGGUCGGCGGCACAGGCGGCACCCAGCCGCUACGAGUCGCAGAAGCGGCGAGACUGGAAUACGUUCUUGCAGUACCUGCGGAACCACAAGCCGCCAUUGACGUUGGCGCGGUGCAGUGGCGCGCACGUGAUCGAGUUUCUCAAGUACCUCGACCAGUUCGGGAAGACUAAGGUGCAUAUUUCGGGGUGUCCUUAUUUCGGACACCCCAACCCUCCGGCCCCUUGCGCCUGCCCUCUCAAGCAGGCCUGGGGCAGCCUCGACGCCCUAAUUGGACGACUCAGGGCGGCCUUUGAAGAAAACGGAGGCCGUCCCGAGUCCAAUCCCUUCGCCACUCGGGCCGUCCGAAUUUACCUCAGAGAGGUAAGGGAAGCCCAGGCCAAAGCCCGUGGAAUUCCCUACGAGAAGAAGAAGCGCAAGAGAACCACAACCACUAUCUCUUCCACUGUCACCACCGCCACCGUUUCUACUGUAACCACCAGUACUUCUAAUAACCCUACUAACGGAGCAGGCGUUAGUCUACCUUCUUCUGAUGUUCCUACUGCCACCACUCCUAAUGUUACUACUACUGCCACUACUUCCGUAUAGUAUAGUUUCUGUCGUACGACGUGAAAUGUUUGAUCAUCGUUCUUGUGUUUCAUGAAAUGAGGUAGCGGACCGGUGGAGGCAUAGAUUGAAACGAACACGUUGUUUUGCUUGACACAGGAGUCCGAGGCCUUUCACUUUCGUGUUGAAUCCAUUCCUCGUUUUCUUAUGAUGAGGUUUACUGUUGGAGAGUGAGAGGGAGAGAAUCGUAUCCCUCUUUAUGGGUUUUUCUUUGCAUUGUAUCUAUUUGUUUAUAUAUUCUCACUGGGUGGCGUAUAUUUCUAUGAUGCCAGUGGCGAGAAUACAUCUCGUUUGAUUUCAAUUUCGUUGUGACAUUUCUCUUUUGUCUUCACCCGGGGAAGCUCCAAGGUGCAGUUGGAAAACAGUUUGGUGAUGAAAGAUAGAUUGAAAUGAAAAA
Messenger RNA from Vigna angularis (adzuki bean), 1651 nucleotides. RefSeq names its product protein LIGHT-DEPENDENT SHORT HYPOCOTYLS 6. Gene Ontology annotation, biological process: mRNA transcription; response to light stimulus. Lineage: Eukaryota; Viridiplantae; Streptophyta; Magnoliopsida; Fabales; Fabaceae. The record is from RefSeq and is a predicted model, not a curated record. The coding region runs from base 568 to 1236 and encodes 222 amino acids. The transcript has 2 exons. Gene Ontology annotation, cellular component: nucleus.